Anthostomella pinea is the source of this 258-nucleotide messenger RNA. The record is from the annotation of a GenBank genome assembly. Lineage: Eukaryota; Fungi; Ascomycota; Sordariomycetes; Xylariales; Xylariaceae.
AUGACCCAUGCAACUCAUGAACUCACCCACGACUUGUACGACACAGACGCAUCUUUCUCUGCAAUAGGGGAUGCGGAUGCUGACGACUUCCUUAACGUGGACGAGGAUAUAUCCAGCCUAGAAAGCGAUGUGACGGACUUAGAGGACUUUAGUGACGACGAUUUCAACGUUACAGAUCAAGUCUAUCUUUGUAGGGAAUGUUCAUCCGCCAGAAUACUACCAGAGGGCGCUACAAGAGUUCAACAAGAGUGCUUUUGA